AUGAUAGUUGACAUUAGUUGGCCCUCAACAGUCAGGGCCAACAAAGCCAGUUCAACUUGGCCUGUAGUGCAAGCAGUGCAAGCCAUGAGAAGCUGGAUGUGGCCGUGGUUGUUUUGCUGGAGUACACUGAGUACAGGUGCCACGGAGCUUCCCCCCGCCAAGAUGCUUCAGAUGGGUCGCAUAAUGCAGUGCACCUUCUGCCAGAUUCUGGUGAGUGAGGUGGUUGAUGCUGCAUACCGGGAUCUCACGGACUCGGCGGCCCUGCGAAAACUGAACAAGCACUGCUCGGACAUUUCUUCUCGAAUCGCGACCUUGUCGGGCGCCACCUCACCCAAGGAAUCUGAGGACUUCUGUGCUCGGAUGGUGAGGGAGCAUGGAGGAGACCUGCUGGAUGCAAAGUCUAUGGGUGAGGACCUGACGAGCUUCUGCGUGCAGGAUGACUUCUGCCGGCCCGGCCGGGACGCUGAGGCGGAUGCCCUCGUAGAAGGCAUCAUGAGCAACUUGGGGCACAAGGAGGAUUGUGCAGCAAGUUCCGAUACGUCAUGA
Symbiodinium natans is the source of this 546-nucleotide messenger RNA. The record is from the annotation of a GenBank genome assembly. Lineage: Eukaryota; Dinophyceae; Suessiales; Symbiodiniaceae.